UUCCAGGUCCUCCUGCUGGAGUUAAAGCAGCUGCUGCCUCGGCCUCCACAGUUUUUGUGUCCUGGCUGCCUCCCCUGAAGCUGAACGGCAUCAUCCGGAAAUACACGGUGUUCUGCUCACACCCCUACCCCACAGUGAUCAGCGAGUUUGAAGCCUCUCCCGACUCAUUUUCCUACAGAAUCCCCAACCUGAGCCGGAAUCGCCAGUACAGCGUGUGGGUGGUGGCCGUGACGGCUGCGGGAAGAGGCAACAGCAGCGAGAUCAUCACCGUGGAGCCACUGGCCAAAGCUCCUGCCAGGAUCCUGACGUUCAGCGGGACGGUGACAACGCCCUGGAUGAAGGACAUUGUCCUCCCUUGCAAAGCCGUGGGGGACCCGGCUCCAACAGUCAAAUGGAUGAAGGAUAGUAACGGGACACCCAGUCUAGUGAUGAUUGAUGGGCGAAGGAGCAUCUUCAGCAACGGCAGCUUCGUCAUCAGGACUGUGAAAGCAGAAGACUCUGGGUACUACAGCUGUGUGGCCAGCAACAACUGGGGAUCAGAUGAAAUCAUUCUGAAUUUGCAGGUACAAGUUCCACCAGACCAGCCAAGACUCACUGUAUCCAAAACUACAUCUUCCUCUAUCACUCUUUCCUGGAUACCUGGAGACAAUGGUGGCAGUUCUAUCCGAGGUUACAUUCUGCAGUACUCAGAGGAUAACAGUGAGCAGUGGGGCAGUUUCCCCAUCAGCCCCAGUGAGAGGUCCUACAGGCUGGAAACCCUGAAAUGUGGCACCUGGUACAAGUUCACCCUGACUGCUCAGAACGGGGUGGGGCCGGGGCGCAUCAGCGAGAUCAUCGAGGCCAAGACGCUCGGCAAAGAGCCACAGUUUUCCAAGGAGCAAGAGCUCUUUGCCAGCAUCAACACCACCCGGGUGAGGCUGAACCUGAUCGGCUGGAACGACGGCGGCUGCCCCAUCACCUCCUUCACCCUGGAGUACCGGCCCUUUGGGACCACGGUCUGGACAACGGCCCAGAGGACAUCCCUGUCCAAAUCCUACAUCCUCUACGACCUCCAGGAGGCCACCUGGUACGAGCUGCAAAUGAGAGUGUGCAACAGUGCUGGCUGUGCAGAGAAACAAGCCAAAUUCGCCACGCUCAAUUAUGAUGGCAGUACAAUCCCUCCUCUCAUCAAGUCGGUGGUGCAGAGCGAGGAAGGGCUGGGAACCAACGAAGGGCUGAAGAUGCUGGUGACCAUCUCCUGUAUCUUGGUUGGGGUCUUGCUGCUCUUUGUGAUGCUGCUGAUCGUGAGGAGGAGGAGGAGGGAGCAGAGGCUGAAGAGGCUGCGAGGUAAGGUGGUGUUUGUGGAACUUCUCUCUACCUGA
This is a messenger RNA of Cyanistes caeruleus (blue tit), 1361 nucleotides long. The record is from RefSeq and is a predicted model, not a curated record. Lineage: Eukaryota; Metazoa; Chordata; Aves; Passeriformes; Paridae.